Molecule: messenger RNA, 2445 nt
Organism: Thrips palmi
Lineage: Eukaryota; Metazoa; Arthropoda; Insecta; Thysanoptera; Thripidae
Exons: 9
Coding region: 282-2309 (675 amino acids)
Molecular function (GO): protein binding
Source: RefSeq, a predicted model, not a curated record
UUCACGAAACUUGUCUACGAGAACACGCUACUCACGGAUCGACGACUGAGCAAGCGUUGAUAUUUCUACCACAGCGCUAAGUGACGGGGAGCUGAAUGCGAAUCUCUGGAAGCAGUUUCCACUUAGCCACAUGUCUUCUGCAAGGUUUGACGGGUUAUUGACAAACCUUCAAUUUUGAAUCCAUUUCGAGAACUUAGGUGUACGGGCAAAUGAGCGACUAACAGGGUCAACUUCCGGUCUUCGUUAUUCCUCACUGAAUUGUCUAACAUCCUAGCCACGUAAUGUCCGACGCCAAGGACCCUGUUGAAAAGAAGUCAGUCGGCGAUGACGCCGAGUGCCUGAGCUGUCCAGCGGCCGCGUCUGAUUCGACCGACGCACUGAAGCCGGCUGACGUGGCGGACGUAUCCGGGCUGAAUGAUGCAGUUAAAACAGACGCCACUAUAGCAGUACCCGGCGAAGGAGGAGACGCCGUGGCGGGAGAAGUCCCAGUCGUGCCCGGACCGGACGCCGCGGGUGACGACGCCGAGAGUGAGGGAGACGGCUCGGGAGAGUGCGCCGAGGACGAUGCAGAGGACGAAGAUGAGGACGACGAAGACGAGGAGGAAGUCGAGGAGGAAGAAGACGGAGAUCUCUACGAUCGCGAGUCCUCUUCCAGCGGCGCCGGCAGUGAGGACGACCUGGAAGAGCUCCUGAGCCGGGAAGCGGCGGCUGCAGCUGCGAGGGCAGCUCCCACCCAAGACGUCGAGGUGUGCGCCGUGUGCUUCAAGAAGGCGAGCGUGCGGUGCGAGCGCUGCCAGGGCGAGUCCUACUGCGGGGAGCCCCACCGCAAGAAGGACCAGCCCAGGCACGACAAGUGGUGCUUCCCCCGCACCGAGCCGGCCGAGGACAACCCCAUCGUGCCGCAGGACGCGCCCAUCCUGGCGCUGAGCGUGGAGGUGCUGCUGCGCAUCUGCCGCCGCCUGCCCGCCAUGGACCUGGUGCGGCUGGGCCAGACGUGCCGCGCGCUGCGGGCAGUGUGCCGCGACCCGCACGCCUGGAGUCACGUGACCUGGAAGGGCGGCCGGUCCUCGUACUACGGAUACGGAGGGCACGCGAGGGGCGCCGGCGUCCUGAAGGUGGCGCCCGCCCUGCGCGCCAUCCACGUGGGCGAGGACGAGCUGAACUCGCCCAAGGUGAACCUGCUGCGCUGCACCCGCCUCGUGAAGGAGUUCCACCUCGAGUGGAACGAGUACGAGCAGGAGGGCUACGACGUGGACCGCGUCAUCGCGCUGCUGCGCCACUACCGCGGCAACCUGGACGUCGUGAAGCUAGGAUGCCUCGACAGGAUGACAAGGGAGGGCCGGAAGGACGAGGUGCGACUACUGAAGUUCAUCGACACUCUUGACAUCAAGGAGCUGUACGUCAAGAGGAAGCUCGCCAAGUGUUACCCCAGGAGCUCGAAGGUGAUCACGGAACUAGAGAUGGGUUUCGAAGUGAGCGGUGAUGUGCUUGCCGACUUCGUCGUCAGCUGCCGUGAGACCCUCACCAACUUCGAGAUCGACCUCUACUACUACAGGAAGAACCCGUGGGUGCACGUUCGCAGCUCGCCCGUGCGGCGUGCCCUGGUGCAGUGCCACAAGCUGGAGAGCGCCGCGGUGCCCAUCUGGGACGGCAGCCUGUCCAUGCUGCACGCCUGGCCCGAGCUGCGCACGCUCACACUGUACGACUUCGGUGACGUGAAGCACGGCGCCGCCCGGGAGUCGCUCAUGACCGCCCCCGUGGCCAAGAAGCUCGAGUCCCUGACGCUGUACAUGGGGUACUUCGGCCACCGCGGGCUGCUGCAGACCGUGGCGGAGGCCUGCAGCGGGCUGAAAACUCUGGAACUGAGGUUCGGCAUGGUGGACAGCCGCUUCCCGGAGGAGAACCCCAUCGACGUCCCGCGCGACCUCCACCUGGUGCUGGGACGCCUCACGGACCUGGAGAUGCUGACGCUGUUCGCGGCCAGGGUGCCCAGCUCCGUGUUGAAGGGCAUCGCCGAGGGCGCGCUGCCCAACCUGGGCUCCCUCAGCCUGGAGGAGUGUGCGCUGACGCCCAAGGGGCGCGAGGCCGUGGCCCUGGUGCACAGCAAGCGCCCCGACCUGUGCUUCUGGGCGUCGGACGAGGACGUGGCGGACGCCAAGCCGAAGUCGGCCUUCGACUUGUUCUUCCUCCCCUCGCGCUGCGGCCACAGCUCCUGCGCCGCCCCUUCCGACUGCGAGGAGUACGACUUCCCCGGAGACCCCGCCGCCGUCGUCGCCGAAUUCGCCAACAUGCUCGGUGCACUGCAAUAAUUUUUUUGUUUUCGGGAUUCCAAGGCUGUACGUUUCCGGGACACAGACUGGUGUGAGAUGUGCAGUGCAGUGGAAAAUUGAAUUUUCCAGUCAUUUGUCUCCGAAAUUAUUUGUUUUUAGAUACGCAGUGUUUUUU